AUGGGACAGAGAAGAGGGAGAGGAGAGGGAGAGGAGGGGGAGGAGGGCCCCACCCCUCCUCUUCCACCAGCCUCUACUCCCCCAAUCCCUACAACACCUCAUUCUUUACGCCAAGCCUAUUCGGAGAGUCUACAUUUCAGCGAGUUUUCAACAAUGUUGGGACGAUUUGUGUCAUGUAUUCUUUUUGGCUGCAUGCUUCUCGUCUCCUCUGUGCUCACACAACACGCCGACGACCACCAGGAGAUGAGGCCUAUCUACUCUUGGGAAAAUAUGGGAGUUCCAUUGAAGCGCGCAGCGCCCUUCCAACUUGAAGAUGCCUUCCCUGGGCCGAUCGCCAAAAGGAAGCAAUUCUACGCCUGGGCUGGAAAGCGCUCGGGACCACAAACAUGGGAGAUUCCAGCUUUUGAGAAACGCCGUUUUUACGCAUGGGCUGGCCGCAAA
Mesorhabditis belari is the source of this 441-nucleotide messenger RNA. NCBI's taxonomy places the organism in Eukaryota, Metazoa, Nematoda, Chromadorea, Rhabditida, Rhabditidae. The record is from the annotation of a GenBank genome assembly.